Molecule: messenger RNA, 1201 nt
Organism: Anarrhichthys ocellatus (wolf-eel)
Lineage: Eukaryota; Metazoa; Chordata; Actinopteri; Perciformes; Anarhichadidae
Gene: trim110
Product: tripartite motif containing 110
Exons: 5
Coding region: 49-1119 (356 amino acids)
Molecular function (GO): zinc ion binding
Source: RefSeq, a predicted model, not a curated record
AUAAAUAAAACAAGUCUUCUGAGAACCGUUUAUUUCAUUAUUUCCCCCAUGACCCCCCACUCUCCCUUCUCCGGGUCAUGUGACGAGUCCAGUGCCACCAGGGGGGAGGGGAAUCUGUUGGGAUUAGCCUCCACAGUCAACACACAGGUCACACACAACACACACACGCUCGCUGAUGGCUACACUCUGCAAACACCAGGGCACCAGCAGAAGCUUUGUGUGACACACACACACACAUCAGAGACCCUUCAUCCGCUCACCAUGGCGUCCCUGGAGGAAGAGCUGACCUGCUCUGUGUGCCGAGACUUCUUCAGCCAAGCCCACCCCCUGCCCUGCGGACACAGCUUCUGCCCCGCCUGCAUCCGCGAGGCCUUUGGCGGCCUGGGCGAGGGCAAAAGUCGCUUUACCUGCCCCCAGUGUCAGGAGGAGCACGGUGAAGUGCCGUGUGACUGCUGCCCUCCCGCUGCAGAUGAAGGACAUCCACCGCCGGCUGUCAAGACCUGCCUGAGGUGUGAAGUGUCGCUGUGUGCCGCGCACCUCCAACCCCAUCUGGAGAUGCCGGCGUUUAGCACCCACCUGCUGGUGGACCCGCUCGGGGACCUCUCCCAGCGAAGGUGCCCGACACACACUGAGAUACUGCGCUACUACUGCGCCGACGACAGGGUGUAUGUGUGUGGUGACUGUCUGCUGGACGGAGGCCAUGCUGAGCACAAAGUGAAAGCACUGAGACAGGUGGAGGAGGAUCUGAAGGUCAUACUCCAGACCCUGUUCAGCAAAGCAGAGGAGAAGCUGAAAGAUGGAGAGCGUAUCCUCAAAGAGCAUGAGAGCAUCGAUUCAACCAUGGCUGACUCCCUAAAGCAGGACAAUACCCAGGUAGAGCGGCUGGGCUUGGACCUGCAGGUCCAGGUGAUGAGGCUGGUGGUCGCUCUGAGGGAUAUCACCAGGAGGGAGAGACAGCAGGUCAUAGAGCGCAUGCACGAAGACUGCUCCAAGGUGAGAGGCGAGAUGAGCCAGGCGCUGAGCAUCCAGCGCUACCUCGCCUCGCUGCUGGCAGAGACGGACCCCUUCCUGCUCAUCUGGGUUACUAGCCGACCUGAACAGCCCGCUCUUUAUCCCUGACGCUGUCCGUCUGGACAGGAAACACAUCUUGGAGGACAUAGAGAGCAAGUAUCGAGAGUUCAUCACCGGCACCCUCCGCUGC